Fusarium graminearum PH-1 is the source of this 546-nucleotide messenger RNA. RefSeq lists its product as uncharacterized. The record is from RefSeq and is a predicted model, not a curated record. Bases 1 to 546 code for a protein of 181 amino acids. The transcript has a single exon. Lineage: Eukaryota; Fungi; Ascomycota; Sordariomycetes; Hypocreales; Nectriaceae.
AUGGCCUACCACGUCCGAACACCACAACCUGCCAGCCAGGAACGCCUUCUCACACUCUUAAACACAAUGUCACCAGCCCUCAGAACACAUGCGGACCCAAGAUACUCGCGCGAGGAGAUCCUCAACUCCUUCGUCCACUUUCUCAGCCCUGUCCUCAACGGCAUGGCAGGCAUGCUAGAGCUCCUUGCAAACGUCGAUGCCUUCUCACGUCCAGAAGACUUCCGUCAGUUCUGGAGCCUCGAGCAGAGCAACCUCAUCAGAGACUUUGUAGAGAGUGGGGGACCCUUGCGGGGGAUGCAGGGCUACGACGUCCCCUUCCUCGAGACCUUUGUCAAGGACUCAUCGUGCAGGAUCGCUCUCGGUAGCAACCAGGGCAUGCUUCUGCUAGUCCCUGCGGACGCCGAGGUCGGCGACGAUGUGUGGUGGGACGAGGAUGAGCAGCGUCUUACUGUCAGAAAAGGCGUUGACGAUCUCAACACCAACGUCGAAGCAUACCUCGACAACGGUUCAAGGAUAUCCGCCAUGGCUAUCCCUUCUGCCACUUAA